AUGAACGGCACAAGCACUGAGGCUGCGCCAGCAGCGAUAAACGGCGUCAGCAAGUCGAAUGGCACUGAUGUCAAGUUCUCAACCAAGGCGAACAUUGGUGUUUACACGAACCCCGCGCACGAUCUUUGGGUCGCGGAGGCGGAACCGAGUUUGGAGGAAGUGCAAAGAGGUGGAGACCUGAAGCCAGGAGAGGUUCUUCUCAAUGUCAAGAGCACCGGUAUCUGCGGUAGUGACAUCCACUUCUGGCAUGCUGGUUGCAUUGGUCCUAUGAUAGUCGAGGACACUCACGUCCUGGGUCACGAAUCCGCCGGCACAGUUAUGGCCUGCCACCCCUCAGUAACAAACCUCAAGCCUGGCGACCGUGUAGCCAUCGAACCCAACAUCAUCUGUGGUGAAUGCGAGCCGUGCCUUACAGGUCGCUACAACGGCUGCGAGCGCGUACAGUUCCUCUCCACUCCUCCCGUCACCGGUCUUUUGCGUCGUUACCUCAAGCAUCCAGCAAUGUGGUGCCACAAGCUCCCCGACAGCAUGACUUUCGAGGACGGCGCCAUGCUUGAGCCUCUCUCCGUGGCCCUCGCAGGAAUGGACCGUGCAAACGUCCGCCUUGGUGACCCAGUCAUCGUUUGUGGCGCUGGUCCGAUCGGUCUCGUAACUCUUCUCUGCUGCCAAGCAGCAGGCGCGACUCCCAUUGUUAUAACCGACAUUGAUCAAGGCCGUCUUGACUUUGCCAAAUCGCUAGUCCCAGGCGUUCUUACCCACAAAGUGGAAUUCAGCCACUCACCCACCGACUUCCAAGAUGCCAUCCUCAAACUCACAGAUGGUGUUGAGCCCUCGCAUGCCAUGGAGUGCACUGGUGUUGAAAGUUCCAUCAACGCUUGUAUUCAGACUGUAAAGUUUGGCGGCAAGGUCUUCGUUAUCGGUGUCGGCAAGAACGAGAUGAAGAUUCCUUUCAUGAGAUUGAGCACCCGGGAGGUAGAUCUGCAGUUCCAGUACCGAUACUGCAACACAUGGCCCAAGGCCAUCCGGUUAUAUAAGAGCGGUGUCAUUGAUCUGAGCAAGCUUGUCACUCAUAGGUUCAAGUUGGAGGAUGCGGUUGAGGCGUUCAAGACCGCUGCGGAUCCCAAGACUGGUUGCAUCAAGGUGCAGAUCCAGAGCUUGGAUUAG
Messenger RNA from Alternaria alternata, 1164 nucleotides. Its product is annotated as sorbitol dehydrogenase. The record is from RefSeq and is a predicted model, not a curated record. The transcript is spliced from 2 exons. Gene Ontology annotation, molecular function: L-iditol 2-dehydrogenase (NAD+) activity. Gene Ontology annotation, biological process: D-sorbitol catabolic process. Bases 1 to 1164 code for a protein of 387 amino acids. Lineage: Eukaryota; Fungi; Ascomycota; Dothideomycetes; Pleosporales; Pleosporaceae.